Molecule: messenger RNA, 1333 nt
Organism: Daldinia caldariorum
Lineage: Eukaryota; Fungi; Ascomycota; Sordariomycetes; Xylariales; Hypoxylaceae
Product: ribosomal protein L16
Exons: 3
Coding region: 83-820 (245 amino acids)
Biological process (GO): mitochondrial translation
Cellular component (GO): mitochondrial large ribosomal subunit; ribosome
Molecular function (GO): structural constituent of ribosome; rRNA binding
Source: RefSeq, a predicted model, not a curated record
CGAACUUCAAUAGUCAAAUUUCAAGGUGCGAGGUGAUGACGGCAGCUUUCAAGAAUUAAUAAACCGCCAAUUCCUCGCAACCAUGAAUUCUAAAGCGCCGUCAUGCCUUGUCGGCGCUUUCCGGUCACUUAGGAUAUCCCAUACUCCAACAACGCGCCCAUUGGUCCAUCCCAGCACGUCGAUUGCGCUCCCGAAGAUACAAGGUGCUCAAAAUGUCCGUCUCUUUUCGGCAACCGCGUCGAUGGGCGGCAACUGGUUAGAGCCCAAUAUAAAUCGCAAGCAGAAGAUGAUGAAGGGACGGGCAAGAGUGGCGACGGGUGGUUCUACUAAGGGAACGACAGUGAUGUGGGGAGACUACGGACUACGAAUGAUUGAUCACCAUCGAAGGAUUAGCGCUUCAAGUCUCAAGAUCGCGGAAGACACUAUCAAACAACGUCUGCGUGGCCAGAAGUACCGAUUAUAUAAGAGAGUCUGCUGUAACGUUGGCGUGUUCGUUAGCGGUAAUGAGAUUCGUAUGGGUAAAGGAAAAGGUUCAUUCGAUCACUGGGCAGCAAGAGUAGCAGUGAAUCAGAUCGUACUAGAAUUAAGAGGAAUGAUCCACGAGCAAGUUGCGCGUGAUGCAUUCCGGUUAGCUGGUAAUAAGCUACCCGGUCAAUGGGAAUUUGUGAAGAAGGGCGAGCCGCCAAUAGUUGGAAUUACCAAGCUGGACGGAAUUACACUGGAAGAUUUGAAGCGACCAAGACGAAAGAUUCCAGCAGAGUCGGUAACGCCGGUUCCACCUGCGGCAGGAAGCCAACGGACACCUUUAGAUCUCCCAUAAAUAAAUAUGAGAUCCUAUACGAUGUAUAACUAAGCUGUAUAAGAGAAAAUCUAACUAACUUUCGAUACUCCCGACGCCGUAACUAGUACUGGAGGGUUGUUUUUUUAUACUCACCCAUUUUUCAAGGUCAGCUGAAAGUUAUCUCAUCCCUUAUAUAAUAUCUAUCCUAUGUACAUAUGUACAUAUAUAAACCACGGCCUGGAGAAAAGAGGUGUAAGUUACGUUUCUAGAUACCUAAGGUGGAUAGAACCUACUUAGGUAAUAUAUACCUAGGUAAUAAAGAAGUUGCGAUACCAAUUGGCGUAUGCACCUCAUACUCUAAGUUCGCUCUUUCCAGGGGUCUUGACUUUUCGUCGUCGUUUCCGAUUCUAUAUACUCUAGGGUCAAAGGUGAGAGAAAAAAGUCAGAAAUCAAAAUCUUCAUGUACAGUUCGAACAACCACCAUCCAUUUUCUCCCUCACAAAAUAGGUAUCAAUAUUACCCAAUUCAAAUUUACUCCCUACCUCAUAUAUA